Messenger RNA from Exophiala spinifera, 681 nucleotides. RefSeq lists its product as uncharacterized. The transcript is spliced from 3 exons. Lineage: Eukaryota; Fungi; Ascomycota; Eurotiomycetes; Chaetothyriales; Herpotrichiellaceae. The coding region runs from base 1 to 681 and encodes 226 amino acids. The record is from RefSeq and is a predicted model, not a curated record.
AUGCAUCCCGCCACGGUACCUGAUCCAGCCAGGCUCUCCGGCUCCCGACAAUGGCCAGGAGAACGUCAACCAACUAGGUGGGAUGUCCACGAUGCCAACGAGAGUCCGGCCGUGACAUUUCUCGAUCGCUUUCGAGCUGCCUUGCUUCACAGUGAAGGUGCCGAAGAGGACUCGUUCCUGGACUUAGAGUCCGUCAUCGAUAGUUCAGAGAGUCUGAGCACGUCGGUCAGGUCAUACACCUAUCCCAUGGUUCUCUUAUCAGAUGUACCGACGACACCAUCUGAAGACCAGUUGGCGCGAUUGCAGGACGUCUUCUACGCCACCUUCAAGCAACACAUCUACAUGAAAAGUAUCGACCUUGUUGGCUCUCCCUCGGAAAUGCUGCCACCAUAUCUCCAGUAUGCGGUUGCAUGUGUAGGCUCAAUGACCUCUCCGAAUGUUGACAAUGUCUUCACCACCCCAAACGGUACCAUACAAACAGACGCUGCGGCGAAUCUGUUUAUGGCCGGGGCAAACCUCUGGUCAGUCAUGCUGGAAGUCGACAACAGGGAGACUCGUCUGCUCGAGGCAGUCGUAGCGGCGAUUCUGUUGGUCACUUACGGCGUGCUGUCAUCAGACAGGACAGUAUGGAGAAAAUCGUCUGGCCUGUUCUGCAACGUCGUCACUGUGAGAGUCCUGUGA